GCUCCUCCUCGUCGGCGCGGGAAGCUAUGCGGCUACGAGGAUGCCCGGGGGCAUUAAAAUUGAGCAGCGGAUGACAGUUUCUGGAAUUUGGGAGUUGAGCACGGCAGGUGCCAACUCACUGUCCUUCUUGCAGCCCGCUCGGGAAAUCGAAGGGAUCGGCCGCCCGAAAGCGACGCCAGCGCUGCGAGGCCAGCGGUCCCGAGUGGGUGCUGGAGAACAGGACACUACCGCAGUCCUCGAGAAAGCCAUGGAAGAAAAGAAGAAUGGGCACUCUGAGAAAGAGCACGAGCCGCAUGAGCCCCUGCCAGAUGAUGUUGUGGAGCGACAGGUGGUGCCGAAGUCCUUGGAGUUUGAUGCCGAGCCCUCUGCGCCAUCCGCUGCGCCGAGCUGGCUGCCGGUUGUCGCGUCGCUUCUGCUGGGCUUGGCGCUGGGCCUGGCAGCGCGGAGCCCUGGCAACGGCCCUCCCAUGGCCGUGGUGGCACCAGCCAGUUCCCAGUCUGAUGCCGUGGUCGAGCAGAAGCCACAAUCGACAACUAGCAAGGUCCUUAAUCAGUUGGAGACCGUCGCGGAGCGGAGGAUUCCGACAGUAGUCAAGGAGGCCCAAAGCGUGGCCGAGAGAGUAAAGACCUCGGUGGCCAUCAUCAACGAGGCCGAGUCCAGGCAGGACCAGCAGAUGAGAUACGACGACAAGCUCGCACAGAUGUACACCGGCCUCAUGGACUCCGCCCGUCAAGCUGGUGCAAAGCUUCAGGACGUCGUGCAAAAAGUUGCUCCCACGGAAACUGGGGCUUCAAGUCGCGUCUCGCCUUCUGUGGUGAAGAAGAUCCGCGACAUAGGUGACAUCUUGGACGAAGCGCAAGCAGAUGUCUACAAGGAGGAGUGGCUGGCACUCAAGGUCACCCCGUCUCUGCUGCGCGCAUACCUGCCGUUGAUGCAAAGCUAUCCUCUAGAUGCCUUCAACGACAACACCGGCGACAAGUAUGUUAAUGCAGCCACCCGUGAGAGCUUGUACUUCUACCAGAUGCAGUUCCGGGUUGGUAUUGAUCGACUUGAGAAGGCUGUUGCGAACCACAAGGUUCGGGAGGUCGAGGAGGCAUUCGCCAAGACCUCACUGUCCUAUGACAGAUACCUGAAGGCUGGUGACCUCUACUCAGGCUACGACCCUGUGACAUCGACGACGGUCUUCUUCCAGAAUGUCAGUGACAGCCAGUUGCAGUACACUCCUGUUGCUUUGUCGCAGCCGCAGAUUCGGGACGAGGUGCUGGUACUUCAAGGUCCCGACAAGGGCAAGGUGGGACGCAUCAUCUGGCUUGGCCGAGAGAAUGAGAAGGACCUGGACAGCAAGGUGCUGACCGCAGUGGUGAAGCUGGAGCCCAACCCCGUACUGGGGCAGUCUCGAAGUGGCGGCGUACGAGAAGUUAAGGCCUACCCUUAUUCGUGGCUGGUGAUGACCCGUGGCAGCAACGAGAGCUACAUCCAGGACUUGGUGCUGGCGACGGCAGCGGCGACGGUGUCCUGCGCGGUGACAUAUCCGCUGGAGACAAUCAAGGCCCGAGCGCAGUCGAAUCUUCCGCCUUUUCCGCCGGAGGGCCCCCAGGUUCUGUUCAAAGGGAUCGAGCUGAACGUGCUUCGGGAGGCACCCAAUGCCGGUUUCUUGAUGGCGGGCUUCAACUACUUCACUCGAUGGGCAGUGGGUCUUCCUUUCGUGAAUGGAAAUGAUCCUAACCUCAAGUUUAUGCUGAUGAUCCCUUCAGGAGUUGUGGCAAUGUGCACGGGCGCAUUUGCCAAGACACCGGUCAUUGACAUCAGCAAGCAGGUGCAAGCCGGGCUUGCCAAGGAUGCCGGGGAAGCUGUUCAGAACGUCUUCUUCAAGCCGACACCAGCGCAGGUGACCAAGAACUUGGGACGAACCUUCAUGCUCACCAUCAUCCGCGGGGUGCCGUUCGGUGCCUUUCAGUGCUUGAUCUAUGAGGUGCUGAAGGAUCGAACGCCGGCUCUACUUGAGAGCAUCGGGGUCCCCAUCUGGUGCGAGCCCUUCAUCUGGGGCGGCGUGGCUGGUUUCCUCACGGGCUACUUGACAAACCCUCCGGACGUCGUCAUGCAGCGCCUGGCCAUCGACGCCAGCUCCAACAAUGAUGACCCGGACAAACCUUUCAGCGUCCAAGAGACUUGGGAGGAAAUCGUGCAGGCGACGCAGAAGAUAUUGGAAAACGAGGGGCCUGCAGGCUUCGCUAAAGGCGGGCUUGAGAACGCCCUCUACUUCUUACCCGAGGCGAUGGUCUGGUUUGGGGUCUACGAGGGCUUCAAAGGUGUGGCAAACAGCGUCUCGCAAGCCUUUUAA
Symbiodinium necroappetens is the source of this 2341-nucleotide messenger RNA. Lineage: Eukaryota; Dinophyceae; Suessiales; Symbiodiniaceae. The record is from the annotation of a GenBank genome assembly.